AUGCCCCCAAAGAGUGGAAAGAAAGUCGCUCCCGCCCCCUUCCCCCAGGGGAAGGCUGGUGCUGGCAAGAAGGGCCCUAAGAACCCUUUGAUCGAGAAGCGCUCUCGCAAUUUCGGCAUUGGCCAGGACAUCCAGCCCACUCGCAACCUCUCCCGUAUGGUCAAGUGGCCCGAGUAUGUUCGUCUUCAACGUCAGAAGAAGAUCCUCAACCUCCGUUUGAAGGUUCCCCCGGCGAUUGCCCAAUUCCAGAACACUCUCGACCGCAACACCGCCGCCCAGGCAUUCAAACUCCUUAACAAGUAUCGACCAGAAUCCAAGGCCGAGAAGAAAGAGCGUCUUCACAAGGAGGCCACCGCCAUCGAAGCUGGUCAGAAGAAGGAGGACGUUAGCAAGAAGCCAUACGCCGUGAAAUACGGUCUCAACCACGUUGUUGGCUUGAUUGAAAACAAGAAAGCCUCCAUGGUCCUCAUCGCCCAUGAUGUUGAUCCAAUUGAGCUUGUUGUUUUCCUUCCUGCCUUGUGCCGCAAGAUGGGUGUUCCCGAAUUCGCCAAACUUGUCUCUGCCAUCAAGGAAGGUUACAGCGACAAGUACGAAGAAUCCAAGCGUCACUGGGGCGGUGGUAUUAUGGGUGCCAAGGCUCAAGCCCGUCAAGAGAAGAAGCGCAGAGCCAUCGAGACUGCUGUCAAGAUCUAA
Messenger RNA from Uncinocarpus reesii 1704, 693 nucleotides. Its product is annotated as 60S ribosomal protein L8. Bases 1 to 693 code for a protein of 230 amino acids. NCBI's taxonomy places the organism in Eukaryota, Fungi, Ascomycota, Eurotiomycetes, Onygenales, Onygenaceae. The record is from RefSeq and is a predicted model, not a curated record. The transcript is spliced from 4 exons.